AUGCAUUUGAUUCUGGCUGCCAUCUUGUGUAGCCUGCAAUUUGCUACUGCUUGGUGGGGACAAAGUCAGAAAGCCAUUCCCAUCGGGGUUGCUAUUCACAGCUGCACUCAGAAAGAUGUUGUUGCACUCACCUUUGACGAUGGGCCAUUCUAUUACACAGAUCUACUCUUGAACCUCCUUGCCGAAGCUGACAUGCAUGCUACCUUCUUUGUCAACGGAAAAACUGGGCAAACAUUCAGGAUUAUCGCUCCACCAUCAUUCGAAUGGUUGAAGAAGGGCAUCAAGUUGCCUCGCACACCGAAUCUCGACGAGGCCAAUAUCAAGCUAGAAAUGACCAAGCUGGAGGACGAAUUCAUCAAAAUCCUCGGCAAAUUUCCCAUCUACAUGCGUCCGCCGUUCUUGAGCUACAACAGCCAGACCCUGAAGGUCCUGGGCGAACUUGGGUACCACGUCAUUGAUACCGAUAUAGAUACUCUUGACUGGCAGCACAAUGCGCCUCACGCGGUGGGACAAUCUUUGGGACUGUUCUCGACCAGGCUGUGGAAUGGAGGUUCCAUUGUUCUGAUGCAUGAUAUUCACCGCAAUACGGUUAUGAAUCUGGUGCCGCUGGUUAUCAAGCAGCUCCUCCAAAGUGGGAAACGAGCCGUUACGAUUGGGGAAUGUCUUGGGGAUCCCGAGAAAAACUGGUACCGGGAUUCACGUUCCGUGGUCAAGUAUUUGGUCAAAGAUCACUCAAAGACAACCAAGGACUGGCACGUGUAUAAUAUUUGGGAAGCCAACAAGCUUACUUGGUCCGAGUAG
This is a messenger RNA of Fusarium keratoplasticum, 801 nucleotides long. Its product is annotated as NodB-like proteiny domain-containing protein. Gene Ontology annotation, biological process: carbohydrate metabolic process. Bases 1 to 801 code for a protein of 266 amino acids. The record is from RefSeq and is a predicted model, not a curated record. Gene Ontology annotation, molecular function: hydrolase activity, acting on carbon-nitrogen (but not peptide) bonds. NCBI's taxonomy places the organism in Eukaryota, Fungi, Ascomycota, Sordariomycetes, Hypocreales, Nectriaceae. The transcript is spliced from 3 exons.